AUGGGCCCCUGUACCGCCUCCUCAUGCUGCUGCCAGGCCCGUAAUCUGCCAUGGGCCCCUGUACCGACUCCUCAUGCUGCUGCCAGGCCCGUAAUCUGUCAUGGGCCCCUGUACCGCCUCCUCAUGCUGCUGCCAGGUCCAGAGUGUGUCAUGGGUCCCUGUACGGCCUCCCAUUGCUGCUGUCUCCAUCGCCACACUCUGCCAUGUGCCACUUUCAGGUCUCCUCACACUGCUGGUGGGUUCCAUUUUGUCAUAGGGUGCUGUAUGGCCUCCAUUGCUGCUGCCUCCACCGCCACACUGUGGCUCCACACUCUGGUUUUGGCCCCGUGACUGCCCAAAUGAGUGAAGUGUGCGGUGAUUCUAAGAUCGACGGCACUCAUCUGCAUGUCAUACUGACUGACAGUAUUAUUUCUCUUCCCCAGCAGACUCCAAGGGCAUUUAAAUUAAAGGUACAGUGUUCUGCACUAAUAUAA
Staurois parvus is the source of this 473-nucleotide messenger RNA. The record is from the annotation of a GenBank genome assembly. NCBI's taxonomy places the organism in Eukaryota, Metazoa, Chordata, Amphibia, Anura, Ranidae.